CACACGAUUCCAAUUCCCUUUCAGAUCUCCACCUGGCAAGAAUCACAACGACACGCUAGACUUGUAUUACACUAUCGUUUAAUUGUGUUUUUUUCUCCCACCAGCUCGGUUAGCCUUAGCUUGGUGCUAACUGUUAGCGUCUCCGCCCCUUCGUCUGCUGUGAGGAGAGGGGCGAAAAUGUGCCGCUCUGCGCAUGCGUACAGAGCUACGAACCGCCUUCAUCGUGUCGCACGCGUCCGAAGACACGCAUCCAGUUUUUUUGUUCGUUUGUAGAUCUGCACACGCUGGGAGCGAACUGGACACAACGGAAUCGUCAAUAAAAACGCCCACAAGUAAAGGUAAAAACUCACAUAAACGCUUAAACGAUGUCUCAAUAGAGAGCAGGGGAAAUUUCGAAGUUUAACAAUUACGAGACAAGUCAUUAUUAUUUUUUGUUGUAAAAGGGCCGGCCAAUGUUGCGCAUGCGUGGGGGGUGAUGGCGUCGUACGUGACGUCACGCGGCUGCGCCAGCGCUAGCUGUGUGUGACUUGCCAAACAGAGACUGGAGCGUUCUUCUCUUACGACGGGACUACGGGAAGCAUUUUAGCUUCCAUCCCGGAGAAACAGCAGCGACCUUAAAAGGAAGUGUCCACUUCCUAAUGGAAUGACCCCGUGACAUCCAGCUGAGUCAGCUGUCCGUUUUGCUGUUGACUUAACGGAAAGGUGUGGAAGGUGGAAACCAUUCAAAGGAGCUGAAAGUGCAAUCAGAGCAACCUUCCCUCCUUCACAGGCUGAGUCAUCCUCUCACACUUGCAGCAUGUGAGCGAAGGAACUUCUCUGUCGAGCUUCCUUCCUUCCAAUUGCAGCGAAGCCUCGCAGGAAUGAUCAUGAGCCAUGAAGACGAGUUUGUCGCCGUGCGGGUUCAAGAUCCUCGCGUGCAGAACGAAGGCUCGUGGAACUCGUACGUGGACUACAAAAUAUUCCUCCAUACCAACAGCAAGGCGUUCACUGCCAAGACAUCGUGUGUGCGGCGGCGCUACAGCGAGUUUGUGUGGCUGAAGAGGAAGCUGCAGAAGAACGCCGGCUUGGUGCCCGUCCCAGACCUCCCUGGGAAGUCUUUCUUCUCCUUCAGCAACGAGGACUUCCUGGAGAGACGGCGCCACGGCCUUCAGGUCUUCUUGGACAAGGUGGUGAACAUGACUGUGUGUCUGUCGGACAGCCAGCUGCACCUCUUCCUGCAGACGCAGCUGCCGGUUGGUCACAUCCUGGACUGCGUGCAGGGCCACACCCCCUACACGGUGACGGACGCCAUCCUCACCUACGCCUCGUCCAAUCGUGGCUGGGCUCAGGCUCAGGAGGAGGACGCCGUCAAGGAGCCCAGUCUGACCGUGUCGUACGAGUCCAUGGAGAGUCCCGCUCCUCAUCAGCCCCGCCCACAUGACAGCGCCUCAGGCCUGGAGUUCUUCUCUUCUCCCAGGCUCGACCCUCUGGCCGACAUAUUGGAGCCCCGUGAUGCGACCAACAGGAAGUGUAAGAAGGUGCUCCUUCCCAACGAUGUCCUAGAUGGCGCCGUGGAUGAUGAUGAUGAAGACGGCGGGCCAACAGAUGCUACCUUCUACCUUGGGGACAGCCAGGACAUCCGCACGACUGAAGGCACGCCGCUGACGAGCGGUCCGAUGGAGGCUCCCGUGGAAGUGCACUCGCCUGCAGAGGAUGGCGUCCUCUUAGAGGCGGAGCCUGCAGCCAGCGGGGGACAAAUGGAGCAGCAGUCUUCUGAGGAUGUGGACAGCGCGAGUUCAGCUCCUACGGACUCAGAGGAGGAACGAGCGGAGGUGGUUUCUGCUUGUGACAGAGUAAGAUCAGACGACCCGGCGAAGGAGGAACGCCAUGAAGACGAGCACAGACAGGACAUGGGAAGCGAGGAGGAGGAGGACAGCAGCUCGCUGUCGUCCUGCAACGAGAGCAUCGUUAAGGUCAGCGAUGAGGAACACAUCAGCGAUGACGCCACCGAUCUGAUCCAGCCGCCAAACGGGUUCGUGAAGAUGUCCUCCCCCGAGGAUGCUGACCCCUGGUCACCGGUGUCGGGCGGUACCAUGUUGGCCCUUCACGUGAACGGAGCCGCUGACCAGGAUGAGCUGAGCUUCGUCACCAGGGAGCUGAGCAACUCUCUAGACGUCAACUUCACUGGCGGAGACCUGAGCGAGAACAACGACUUCAGCGUGUUGGAGAGCAGCUCUGCUCCCGAAUUAGCCGGCAGGAGACACUCGGGGCAGGGAACGCCAUCCUCCCUGGCGGCUGACGCCACGUACAAGACUGCUGAGGACAUUUAGUUUGUCAGUUUAUUUUUUUUUUUAACAUUUCAAACUUAAAUAAUUUUAACGCUUUUGGCAAGCUUAUCAGUUCUGAAUGGUGGUUCUCUUUGGCGACAGCAGAGGGCGCCAAAGCUCCCUCCACAAAUCUCAUGCUGACGUUUUAGCUGUGGGUUUCAUAUUCAAAUGGUAAAUAUUUCAACAGGGAGACAAGAACCUGUCUUUUAAGAAUAACGCACACGCUGAGAACAUUCAACUUUUUGUGCAAUAAGACGACGCGCCACCUCAGCUGACCUCUCAAAACCUGUUUGGAGAGACAACGCUUUAGUUUCUGUCACGUUCAAAAAGGGAGCCGUUGUUGAUGUUCACGCUCUGCAUAGAAAAUGAGACGCUUUUAUUCCAUUUGCUAACAUGCAGUUUUCCUUCCAGCUGUUUAUCACCACUGCUGACUGGUUUCCCAAAUUGAGAGUCGCUGUUUGUACAGUUUUUCAGCAACGCACAAUUUUAUUUUUGAAACGUCAACUUGGAACAGUGAACAAUAAAAGUCUGGCUUCCAGGUGAACAUCAACACCACCUGAUUUAAUUCUAAAUGAGUGUUUUCAAUGAAUCAAGUUCACACAUGGAAAGAAGACAUUGGAGAAACUCUGCCACCUUGUGGACCACAGAGAAACCUGCAACCUGGGUUUCAUCUAAAGCCGGGGUCAAACACAAUUUACCUGGGGGCCGCUGGAGGUAGAGUCUGAGUGAGGCUGGGCCGCAUCAAGUAUUGGGAGCAGGGCUGGGAAUCUUGGGGUACCUCACGAUACGACACGCGAUACAUGGCUCACAAUAACAACAAUAUCUUGAUACAGGAAGUAAUGGGGUGAAUCAAAUAAAUAAAUAAUUUCACAGUUUAUAUUUUGCUGCAUUCAGCUGGGAUAGGCUCCCGCUUACCCGUGACCGUAAUGAAGACGAGCGGUAUAGAAAAUGGGUGGAAUUUUUUUUACCACAUUUUUUAAGUGACUCACUCACUCUUAGUUCAGUGUAGGCUAAUGUGUGCAUCCUACGAGUAACAUUGGCUUGUCGCAGGCCGUAUUACAAUAAUCUUUAAAGACAAGUCGCGGGCCUCAAAAUGUGACUUGUCUGGCCGCAAAUGGCCCACGGGCCACGAGUUUGGGCCCCCAAGCAAAGGUGUCCCAAGGUUUUUCCAGAGAGGGCCACAUAGUGAAAUAUGCGAAGAAGUUAUAUAUGUACAGUCAAACCUGUUUUAGCGGCCACCUUUAUAGAACGGCCACCUGCCUAUAGCGGCCACUGAAAAAUCCCCUGUAGCAAAUUUACAUGUUAUAGACCCUGUGUAUAGCAGUCACCUGUCUAACGUGUCCAGCAGCCACCCAUUUUGUCUCCCAUGGUCAAUAUCUGACCGCAUAUAGCGGCCAAAUUACCGACUCAAGUAGAAGCUUCAUGCAUGAAAAAGUUUCAUUUUUCAAUCAAUGAAGCCGUCGUGUGUAGACUUUAAUUACUGAGUCCUAGCUCAGUCACAAUCAUUCACAAGAUCCACACAAACUGUCAGUUGUUCCACAUAAAAAAGCCGUCUUCUUUUGAGCUUGCUAUUUCCUGGUCAAACAUGUAACUUUAAGAGCAUUUGCAACAAAACAUUACCGCAAAUUAGGCUGGGAACAGGACGUGCUCCCAGCGACGCUACAAUACAAUACAAUACUGCCUGCACGCUAAAACCAUGCUAGCAUAUGUUUUUAAAAAGCAGCGGGAGCAAAACUGAGUUCGGUUGUAUUUAAUUGAAGUAUUUUAGAAUGUACUCACGUUAUUUUUCAUCAAUCCUCAUCCACAAAUCCAUCAAAGUCCUCAUCUUCUGUAUUCGACACAAAAAAAGCAGUCUUCUUUGCCGUUCGCUUAACUUGUCAGUGUUAUUCAGAACCGUCGUAAGGGCGACCUGACUCCAGCAAAGAAGGAAACUUCUCCUGUUGCUUCUGCCAAUUUUAUUUAUUGAAGCAGCUCAGAACACACACACACAUAUCUCAGCAUCGUCUCUCCUUCCUGCUUGCCCACAAGGCAAAGGUUAAACAAGCCCCACUACAUAGCUGUCCAGCCAAUGCCUGUAAGAAAUGACACCGUUUAUUCCCUGGUGUGCACUGGUCAAUACUGUAAUGCCGCUUGUUGUGGGGAAGGAGAGACUCACGUCGCCGAUGCACUUUAAUGGCUUUAUUAACAGCGGAGAACACUGCAGGACUUUACAUCCACGCCAACAUAAACACACUUCCCAACUCUCUCCAAACUCACAGCUAGCACUGAGCCUAGCUCUCCUGCUCGGGACGCCCACCGUCACUUCCCGUCACUUCCUGUCACUUCCUGAUGAACUAUAGCUGUAAUGACACUCUGCCGUAUAAAAAGUAAAAUAUUAAAAACAAGCGUAAGACAUUACUAGCACAGCUUUGUUCUGUGGGUGGUGUAUAAUAACAAGCCUAGUAGUGCUGUACAACUUUUAUCCGCAGUCCCACAGUGCCCUCUACUGGUCAACAUUCAUUCCCUCCCCCCCCCAUUUUUUUCUUUUUUUCCCCUCUACUGGUCAACAUUCAAACUGGAUGGCAAACUGUCUAUAGAGGCCACCUGUCUAUAGCGGCCACUUUUGUAGUCUCCCUCUAGUGGCCGCUAUAGACAAGUUUGACUUGUAUAUAGUUCAAGAAAAAAGUGCAUCUCAACUUUGUCAUAUAGGGGACAAAGUAUAUUAUUAAUAAUAACUGCACUCUUGGUGCUUUUUCUUUCAUUUUGCAAAUAUUGCCACGCUCUUCUUAAAUAAAAUUUGUAAAUGUUCUUUAAAAAUGUUCUUUUCAAAUAUUAUGACUUUAUUCCCAUAUUUUGAAUUUAUUCUUGUAAGAUUAUAACUUUUUCCGCAAUCAAAAUUUCCAAAAAUUACAACUUUAUUUUGUUUGUCAUAAUAUUACGACUUGUAAAAAUGUUUUCAUGCUGUGAACCCUGCCCUGAUGGGCUAAUAUGUGGUCACGUUCUGGUCUCCUGUGCUUCCGAGCAGCGCCCUCCUCAUAGAGAGGUGUCUAAUGCAGCAAGUUGUAAUACCAAACGUGACCAGUAGAUGUAGUUGUAUCCUCAGUAAUGUUGAGCAAACGUCUGAAGAAGAGACACUUGCUUCAGGCAUUCCGGCAUGAGACCAUGGCGGCACACCAGGGCUGCUCGAAGAGUGUGUCCGACCACAGUGCACUUUGCUGGGCCACACCAGGUGGCUCCACCCGCUCUAUAUCCUGGUUCUACGGACCACUUCUGCUGUUUUUUUUUUUUUUAAACAUUUUUCUACUAUUUUAAUUUUCUUCUUGUACAUUUUCUUUUCAGAAUAUCACGACUUUAUUCCAAUAAUAUGAUACAUUUUUCCCCAACCUAAUUUUCCAAAAAUGACAACUUUGUUUUUACAUAAUGCAACUUUUUGAAAAUACCAUAUUUUUCUUGUAUAUUUAAACUCUAAAAUGACAUUUUUUUCCUCAUAAUAUUAUGACUUUAUUCUUGUAAAAAUUGGGACUUUUUUCCUUGUUAGAAUACAACUUUUUCUCUUAAUAUUUUCACAUUAUUCACUGUUGCCUUUUUUUUUAGUUUUCCAACUAUUUCAACUUUUUUCAUGAUACUAUGACUUUAUUCUCAUAACAUAACUAUUUCCGCAACAUAAUUUUCCAAAAAUGACAACUUUACUUUGUGUCGCAUAUUCUGACUUCUAAAGUAAAAAAAAAAAAAAAAUCACAUUUCAACUCUGUGCUAUUCAAAUGACAUUCUUUUUCCUCAUACUAAGAGUUUAUUCUUGUCAUUUGUUUUUUUCUCAUAAGAAUACGUUUUUUUGUCUUAAUAUUUUGACUUUAUUCUUGUAAAAGUACUCCUGACUUUUCCAUUUCUGCUGUUGCUUUUUCUGAUUUUCCAACUACUGUAGUAACUUUCUUCUUGUAAAUGUUCUCUUCAUAAAUAUUAUGACUUUAUUCCCAUAAUAUUAUACCUUUUUCCCCCAACCAAAUUUUCAAAAAAUUACAACUUUAAUUUUUUUGGUUUUUAAUAAUGCAACUUCAAAAAAAUAUUUCAACUGUAUGCUACUAAAAUGACAUUAUUUUUCCUCAAAAUAUUAAGAGUUUAUUCCCAUAAAAUCAGGACUUUUUUUUCCUGGUUAGAAUAUGACAUUUUUUCUCUUAAUAUUUUGACUUUAUUAGCUGAAAAUUACAAAAAAAAAAAUUCAUUCAAUUCCAACUUUAUUUUGUGUCUCAUAUUACGACUUAAAAUGUUUUUUUUUCUUGAAUAUUUCAGCUCGAUGCUAUUAAAUUCAUAUUCUUGUUAUUUUUUUUGACUCAUUAGA
Messenger RNA from Dunckerocampus dactyliophorus (ringed pipefish), 6621 nucleotides. It is a transcript of the gene snx11, whose product is annotated as sorting nexin 11. The coding region runs from base 861 to 2309 and encodes 482 amino acids. Gene Ontology annotation, biological process: intracellular protein transport. The transcript has 7 exons. The record is from RefSeq and is a predicted model, not a curated record. Lineage: Eukaryota; Metazoa; Chordata; Actinopteri; Syngnathiformes; Syngnathidae. Gene Ontology annotation, molecular function: phosphatidylinositol binding.